Messenger RNA from Drosophila albomicans, 7040 nucleotides. It is a transcript of the gene Dgk, whose product is annotated as diacylglycerol kinase 1. Gene Ontology annotation, cellular component: plasma membrane. Gene Ontology annotation, molecular function: ATP-dependent diacylglycerol kinase activity; calcium ion binding. The transcript is spliced from 21 exons. Gene Ontology annotation, biological process: lipid phosphorylation; diacylglycerol metabolic process; intracellular signal transduction. The record is from RefSeq and is a predicted model, not a curated record. NCBI's taxonomy places the organism in Eukaryota, Metazoa, Arthropoda, Insecta, Diptera, Drosophilidae. Bases 586 to 4368 code for a protein of 1260 amino acids.
CGCUUGCAGAGAGAGCUUUAAAAGCAAAAACACAGCCACAGCAACAACAACAAAACUGUGUGUGUGGUGUUCCAAUAUGUCUAUAAAAAGUUAAUAAAUUUGUUAAAUAUUGCAGCAACCGAACCAACUAAAGUUAUAUUUUUGUAAACAAACGCAAAUAAAAAUGUGGCUGAAACUUAACGUGCGGCGCGUGUGUGUGUAAAUAUGUGAGUGUUUUUUUAAAUACAACAAAAAAAAACAAAACCAAAAGUUAAAUACUCGUAUUUAGUUGUUAACCAAUUAACUGAUACUACGAAACGAACUGCGCAGCAAAAUAUGCUAAGAAUCAAAGCACUCAAUUGACACUUACUGACGAGUAAAAACAGCAAUUAAUAUUAAAACAAUAACAACAACAACAACAACAAGGCGAAGAAAACGAGCAGCCAACAAUCAAAGCAUGCAUUAGACAGCCCCCAAAAAGCAGGAGGAGAACCUUGAGUGGAGCACAUUCUAUACCCUGUGUUUUUUGUUGGUUUGUUUUUUUUUUUUUUGGGUUUCCUGUCACCAUUCUGGACGAGAGCAGCAAGAACAGAAAAAAAGGCAAAUAUGAAUAUUGGCAUUGCACACAAAUGGGAUAAAUUAUCGCCGCGCGAGUUUUUGCAGCUACAGGAAUUGGCCUCAUAUUCGACGCGUAAGCUGCAGGAUGUGCUCCAGGAGUUUUGUGCGCCAAGUGCGACGGCCACGCCCAAAUGCAUACCAGAUGGGGACAUUGAUUUCGAUGGCUUUCGGCGGUUUUUGGACGCGUUUCUGGACUGCGAGACACCGCUGGACUUGGCCAAGCAUUUGUUCGUGUCGUUCCUUAAGCCAAAUGUCACCCAGGCACAGCUGCAUGGCAAGGCGCUCAAUCAAAUGGCGGCCAUUAGCAGCACCGCCGCCUGUGCCCCAGUCACGUCCCAUACGAAGGGCUCCAUACCGAACAUCAACAGCAUUGCCGAACUGAUGCCACAAUGCAGCAUUGUUGGCACUGGCGAUGCCCCAAAUCAGGCCCAGGCACGCACCAGCUUUGUGGACAAAAUCCAUGGCAUUACGGACAAGUUGCAGCACUCUUUGGCUCUCGGUGGCCAUUUGACACAUGAUCCCAGCAAGACAGGCAAUGUGCAUCCAAUGUUGACAGUGACGCCGAGUCCAUUGGCCAGUGGGCCGAGCAUGUUCCAGGCGAACAACGCCGCCCGUCGUUCGGUUGACUCGAGUCCAUCGCACUCGCAGACGAACCACUCGCAAAUGUCGCGCAAUUCCUCGAAGAAGAGCAACAAUUCCGUUAAUUGCAAAAUUGAUACUGACAUUAAGCUGCUGACACGUAAACUCUCACACUUUGAUCCUUUGACACUUAAGGUUCCGCUGAAGGAUGUCGUCUGCUAUUUAUCACUGCUCGAGGCCGGACGGCCAGAGGAUAAACUCGAAUUCAUGUUUCGCCUGUACGAUACGGAUAGCAAUGGCGUGCUCGACACCGCCGAAAUGGAUGCCAUUGUUAAUCAGAUGAUGGCCGUGGCCGAAUAUCUUGGCUGGGAUGUCAGCGAGUUGCGUCCGAUACUGCAAGAGAUGAUGGUUGAAAUUGACUAUGACGCCGAUGGCACCGUGUCCUUGGAGGAGUGGCAACGUGGCGGCAUGACAACCAUACCGCUCCUCGUCCUGCUAGGCGUCGACAGCACCACACUGAAGGAGGAUGGCAUCCACGUGUGGCGCUUAAAGCACUUUAGCAAACCGGCGUACUGCAAUCUCUGCCUAAAUAUGUUGGUCGGCCUUGGCAAGAAGGGUCUCUGCUGUGUCCUUUGCAAAUACACGGUGCACGAACGUUGCGUGCAACAUGCGCCUGCCUCAUGCAUAACAACCUACGUCAAGUCAAAGAAGCCCAAAUGUGGCGGCGAUCUGUUGCAUCAUUGGGUCGAGGGCAACUGCUACGGACGCUGCUCAAAGUGCCGCAAACGCAUCAAAGCAUACCAUGGCAUCACAGGACUCACUUGUCGCUGGUGCCACAUGAUGCUGCACAAUCGUUGCGCCUCGUCGGUGAAGAAGGAGUGCACACUGGGUGAAUUUGCUGAGCUAAUUGUGCCACCCACUGCGAUAUGCCCGGCUGUCUUGGAUCGCCAGCGUUCGGUUAAUCAGGCGCAUAAAAAAUCACAAAUGCAUCAUCAUCACCAGGCGACGCAUUUCCAAAUCACGCCGCCCGACGAGCUGAGCUGCCCAUUGCUGGUGUUUGUGAAUCCAAAGAGUGGCGGGCGACAAGGUGAUCGGAUCUUGCGUAAAUUUCAGUAUAUGCUCAAUCCCAGGCAGGUGUAUGAUUUAUCCAAGGGUGGACCUAAGGAAGGACUCACGCUCUUUAAGGAUAUGCCCAAUUUCAAAGUAAUCUGCUGCGGUGGCGACGGCACUGUUGGCUGGGUGCUCGAGGCAAUGGACUCCAUCGAGUUGGUCACCCAGCCUGCCAUUGGCGUCAUUCCGCUGGGAACUGGCAACGAUUUGGCACGUUGCCUGCGCUGGGGCGGCGGCUAUGAGGGCGAGAACAUACCCAAAUUAAUGGAAAAGAUAAAGCGUGCCUCUACCGUAAUGCUGGAUCGAUGGAGCAUCGAGGUGACCAACAAUCCGCCCGUUGAAGAACUGCGCCCCAAGGUGACUUUGCACUCGAACAUGCAGAAAGUGAUUGAGUUGUCACAGAGUGUUGUGGUCGACAAAUCGCUGAUUGAACGUUUCGAGGAAAUCCAGCGGCAAAGCUUCAGUGGCACUACCGACAACAUCGCAGCAGUAGGCACAGACACAGACACAGCUGCAACUGCCACAUCGAUUAUGAUGGCAACGGAAUAUACGCAGGAUAUGACAACGACAACAGCAACAGGGAUGGAAAUAGGAACGGGAACGGGUCACGAUGAGGUUGCUGCUGAGGUGGCUGUGGAAUCUGCCACGCGCACCACAACCACCAAAAGCAUUUCAAUGUCCACAUUCGAAACGCGACGCAUGCACAAAACAUUGACAGCCACGCUGAGCAGCAGCAGCAGCAACAGCAACACAAGCAGCUCAAGUGGCAGUGCCACAGGCAGCAUCAACACCAACCUGCCGCAACAAUGCCAGCAGCAACAGCAGCAGCAGGAAAUGGGGUCGCCUAUGGGCAAAGGUGUUCUAUUCCCGCUAACACGCACAGAUGUAACUGAAAAGCAAUCACUCGAGACGCUGCUCGUGCAACACAAGCAACAGCAACAAAAGCUGGCAGCGGAAGCAGAAGCUGCUGCUGCAGCAGCAGUUGCAGCAGCUACGACAACAAUGUCGGAUGAAGAGGCAGCUGAGAAUAAUCAGAGCGAUAAUAAUAGUCAGUGCAAUAAGCCGUACAACAUCGUUAAACAGCAAAUUAUAUUGUCUUUGGAUUUGUCGGACAAGUGCGAAACUUAUGGCAACAGCAACAGCAACGACAACAGCAACAGCAGCAGCAACAACAACAACAACAUUGAGCAGCAGCAUAGACAAGGCCAAGUCGCCAGCACACCACAAACACCGAAGACUCCCAUUACACCGCCAACGCCAACAGCAGCAACAGCUGCCACAGCAACAACACCCACAACAGCAACACCAACUGCAACAACAGCAACCAGCAGUAGCAACAUUCCACAGAAGCCCAUCAAAGUGCAAUCGGACAAGGACUGCACCGUGCCCUAUAACAUUAUCAACAAUUAUUUCUCCGUCGGCGUGGAUGCUGCAAUUUGUGUAAAGUUUCAUUUGGAACGCGAAAAGAAUCCGCAUAAAUUCAACAGCCGCAUGAAGAACAAGCUGUGGUACUUUGAAUACGCCACCUCUGAAACCUUUGCCGCAUCCUGCAAGAAUCUGCAUGAGAAUAUUGAGAUUGUGUGCGAUGGCGUUGCCUUGGACCUGGCCAAUGGGCCGCAUCUGCAGGGCGUGGCACUACUCAAUAUACCCUAUACUCACGGCGGCUCCAAUUUGUGGGGCGAGCACUUGUCCCAGAAGCGCAUACGCAAGAGUGCCGGGCCAUUUGGCAAGAGCAAAAAACUCAAGUCCAGCGACAAAGAAUUCUCAGCCACCAGCUUUAAUUCCGUGGAUCUUUCAGUGGCCAUACAGGACUUUGGCGAUCGUCUUAUCGAAGUGAUUGGCCUCGAGAACUGUCUGCACAUGGGACAAGUGCGCACAGGAUUGCGUGCUUCCGGCAGACGCUUGGCUCAAUGCAGUGAAGUAAUCAUUAAAACCAAGAAGACAUUUCCCAUGCAAAUCGAUGGCGAGCCCUGGAUGCAAAUGCCCUGCACUAUCAAAGUAACGCACAAGAAUCAAGUUCCUAUGCUGAUGGCGCCGCGCUCAGAGAAAGGACGGGGAUUUUUCAAUAUGCUGUGCAGCUGAUUCAGGCGCAGCGCAUCGAGCGACUUCAUCGGCCACAGACGACAGGCCGCUGAAUCCGCCGAUGAGCUGGAUGAUGAAUUUCGCAAGGUCACCAGAAGCACCACCGUCCACAAUUUACCUUAGUGCAUUGCACCGUGAUUAUUAUUUAUCCCAACUCCAACUUCCACUCCCAAAAUCAACCUGUUAAUAUAUAUUUAAAUGAUUAGUGUGUGAGUUGCAGAGCUUUACAAUGUUAAGUCAUAAAAAAGAAAAAACGAAAAAUUAAAAACUAAUGCUUUACGGUGCGAUUAUGAGUGCUUCAAGUACGAGUGCCAACUGUACUCCGAGUAGAACUGCAACGAAUACUUCGAGUACGACUUUAACAGGUACUUCGAGUAUUAUGAGCAGGUCUACACCGAGUAUAAUUUCAACGGCCACAUCGAGUGCGAUGUUUCAACAAUUAAUCCGUGGUACUAAGUCGCUAGCAUUCCAGGCAUUUCCCCAAAUAGGAUAAGUGAAUAAUUGAAUUGAAAUCUCAGAGUUAUGUGCGCAUCAGUGUUAACCAAGUGAAAGCUUUAGAUGUACUGCAGUACACACGUAUUUGUUAUUUAUGUAUAUUAGAUACCGUAAGAAGACAACAACAAACAACAUACACACACACACACAUACACUUAAACAAAACUUGUCCAAUAAUGCAACUAAAAUGAGACCAAACAUUGUAGUGCGAUUUUUAAAAAUAGUGCACAAUUUGUACACACAGAUAAAUAAAUAAAUAUACAACUAUAUAUACAUACAUUAAAGAAGAAAACAAAAACAAAAACAAACAUACAUAUUUACAAUUAAAUCCGUCGUAAUUAGUGCGUGCUGUGCACUUUCUUCCGUUAAUUAUCGUUUUAUCAGAAAUUCAAUUUGCUUUUGAUUAAAGUUCCUACUUAAUGAAACAACAUAUCAUUGGCUUCAUUUCAUUUCGGCUUAAAUCUCGGAACACACAAAAAAACAACAGGAAUAUAAAAUGAAUAAAAAAAAUUAUAUUUUAUAUGCACAGCACAGCGACUAACUAUAUUACAUGUAAUUCAAAAUAUAUAUAUAUAUAUUGAACGUUAUAUACGUGUUAUUUAUUUAUUAUAUGUACAUACAUAUAUUGUAUAUAGAACAAUGUAACUUGAUAUACACAAUAUCAAUGAAAUGGUGCAGCUUUAAAUGAAUUUUGAUAAAAUGAAUACAUAUAAUGAAUUACAAAAGAAGAACAAACUACGAGUUUAUAAUAAGAAAUGUAUAUUUGAUAUAGUCAUAUAUGUAUAUGUAUAAAAUGUAUGAAAUUGCCAAAGCAAAUACUCGAAAAUAUUAUUAACAAAGAACAGAAACCAAAAGUACACACAACUCGAGAUAUGAAUCGAAAUAAAUUUGUUAAAAGAUCUUACAAAUAGUAGUUUGUAAAUAGUUAAAAAAAAUCUAAAAAACUUGAAUUAUUUAAUCAUAGAGGUGCAUUAGUCGUUUUUAGAACAAUAGAUCGGUAAUUAAUCUAGAUUAGAUAUAAUUUAACUGAUAUUAUCAAAGCAUUCCUUGCAAAUGUAAACACAUAUAAGUAUCCUCGAUUUAGAUACAUCUAUGGAAAGUAUAUGCAUAUACUCUUAAUAUAAUAGUUAUCCAAAUGAAAGUAUAGUUAAUUCUACAAUAAAGAAAUACUCAUUUUUAUCAUAAUAUAUUAACGGUUCCUCUUUUUCAAAUUUAUUUUGUAAUAUUUGUAGAGCUGAAGUACAGAAAAAUGCAUUUUUAAACCUUAUGUUUCCCAAUUCACAAACAAAAAUAUUAUAAUAUGUAUUCCACUCUAAAUGUAUGUGUAAAGAAGUGUACCACAUAAAUACACAUAUAAAAUAUAUACAUAUUUAUUUCGACUACCAAAGCAAAGCAAAUAUAUACACUGAAGAAGAUGUGUAAAUAAAUUAAUUUAAUUUACGCAAAGAACAUUUUUCAAUGCAACUCCUCACGCCCACAAGCAAGGAUCAUCCUUAUUGUGACUUGGCGUCAGGAUGCAAAUGCCACACAGUAGCCAGUUAACAUUAAUUAUAAAUGAGAUGAACUUAACUCUUAGGAACAAAAUACGCAAAUGCAAAACUGCAUAACUUGACAAGGUAAAGUUAAUUAGGAACUAACAUUAAAUGCAGGCACUACACAAAAUGUAGAAUGCAUUGUAAUUAGUUGUCACUAAGCGAAUUAAACUACAGACUAAAGUGUAUUUAUUUACAAGCAUAGAGAACAAAACAGCAAACAACAAACAGCAAAACAAACAAAAAAGCUUACAACAACUUCAAUUUAGUGAGUAGAAUCCGCAUAGAAUUAGGGAAAUACUAUAAAUAUAUCAGGAUUAGCCUAAUGAAAAUAAAUUAUUAACUCAAUAACCAAAGCAACGCAUACUUAACGAGUGAACAUAUAAUUGUAUAUAAAUUACUGUAAUCUUUACCACAUUCAGCAUACACACUGAGUGCUUAAAUAAAUAUAAAUUAAUGGAAGUAUCAUUGUUAUAUUGCUAACUAUCGAAGCAAGUUCAUAUAUGUGCCAUUAAAUGUAGCUUCAAGUGUUAAAAUAUAUAAAUAUACAUAUAUAAUUAUGUAUUCCUAAGUUAAGUACUCCAAUUCAGUUUGAAACUUGCCUCCGCUUAUUAAUGAUGAUAUAUUAAACAUUAUUACACAUAC